Molecule: messenger RNA, 3452 nt
Organism: Orcinus orca (killer whale)
Lineage: Eukaryota; Metazoa; Chordata; Mammalia; Artiodactyla; Delphinidae
Gene: TULP3
Product: TUB like protein 3
Exons: 12
Coding region: 264-1598 (444 amino acids)
Biological process (GO): protein localization to cilium
Cellular component (GO): cilium
Source: RefSeq, a predicted model, not a curated record
GGCCGCUGCGCCAGGCUAGCCCCCAGCGGCCGCCGCGCGGGUGUGGACAAGGUCGCUGCUCUCGGGGCAGCGGGAUGGAGGCGUCGCGCCGCCGUCCGGCGCCCUGCGGGGACAGUCAAGAGAAGAAGAAUCUGCGUUUCCAGGUAUAAAUAUGGAAGCGCCAGGAGGAGAUCCCGUUAAAAUUCAGCAUCCUCGUUGAAUUCGGAUGGUGCUCGCUCACUUGUGGGCAUUCGGUCAGUCUUAAUGCCUUUGAGGAUGAGACCAUGAAGCUUCGGCAGCUGAAACUGGAUAAUCAGAGAGCGCUGCUGGAGAAGAAGCAGAGAAAGAAGCGCCUGGAGCCACUCAUGGUGCAGCCGAACCCAGAAGCCCGGCCACGUCGGUCAAAGCCGAGGGGAAGCGAGGAGCGCGCUCCGCUGGUGGAGCCUCAGGCCCCGCGCAGCGGCGUCAUCCUGCACGGCAUUGACGGUCCCGCUGCCUUCCUGAAGCCAGAUGCUCAGGACGUGGAGACCAGACCUCACGUCCUCUCAGUAGGAUCUCCUGCCGCGGAGGAGGAUGCUGAAGGAGGUGCUGAUGGAGAUGGCGCCUGGGACCUUGCUUCCAAGCCAGAUCUCCAGGAGAUUCUCCAGAAACAUGGGAUCUCAGGGAGUUUGAACUUUGAUGAGGAGGAGACUGAUGGGGAGGAAGGAGAAGGGAAAAAACUAAGAUCUCAUUCAUCCUCUUCAGAGGCAGAGAGACCCAGUUCUGCAUCCAGCCAGAAGCCAACCACAGAUACAGGAGCUUCCGGAACUGCAGCCCAGCACACUGAUAAUCAGCUGGGAGAAAUAGAGAAUUUAGAAGGCUUCGCAUACAGUCCUGCCCCUCGAGGCGUCACAGUGAAGUGUCGGAUAACUCGGGAUAAAAAAGGAAUGGAUCGGGGGCUUUUCCCUACCUACUAUAUGCACUUGGAAAAGGACGAAAAUCGGAAGAUAUUUCUUCUUGCAGGUAGAAAGCGGAAAAAGAGCAAAACAUCCAACUACCUCAUCUCCACUGACCCAACAGAUCUAUCUCGUGAGGGGGAAAGUUAUGUUGGCAAACUCAGGUCCAACCUCAUGGGGACCAAGUUUACAGUUUAUGACCAUGGUGUCAGCCCGGCCAAGGCCCAGGGUCUGGUAGAAAAGGCCUGUGUGCGGCAGGAGCUGGCCGCCGUCUGCUACGAAACAAAUGUACUCGGAUUUAAAGGCCCGCGGAAAAUGUCUGUGAUCAUCCCAGGGAUGAAUAUGAAUCAUGAACGAAUCCCAUUUCAGCCACGAAAUGACCGCGAGAGCCUGCUUUCAAAGUGGCAGGACAAAGCCAUGGAGAACUUGAUCGAGCUGCACAACAAGUCCCCCGUCUGGAACGAUGACACCCAGUCCUACGUCCUGAACUUCCACGGCCGGGUCACUCAGGCCUCUGUGAAGAACUUCCAGAUAGUCCACGAAAAUGACCCCGACUACAUAGUCAUGCAGUUUGGACGUGUGGCCGACGACGUGUUCACCCUGGACUACAGCUACCCGCUGUGCGCGCUCCAGGCCUUUGCCAUCGGGCUCUCCAGCUUCGACAGCAAGCUGGCCUGUGAGUGACGGCCGAGCAGGCGCCGGGCCUUCUCUCUGCAGAGCUUCUGGAGCACUAGCCGCCGCUCUUGCGCUUGCCCAGGACACGGAGAGUGACAGGCCCCCCUUUUGGAAUGGUCCCUGAGAGUAUGUAUGUACACGUGCACGGAUGCACAUACGUGUGUGUACACAUAUCUGUACACACACACCCUUCUCGGGGUCUCACGGCCCUGGUCGGGGUCACAGCUUGACUCGGGUGAGAGCCUGUCCAGAGCUCACGGUGACUGUGAAGGCGCCGCCCAGCGGUCAGAAUCCCGUGCUUGGAGACUUGCAGCCAGAGGCAGCUUCUCACACUUCAGUACUUGGGUCGCUUUUUUUGCAGAACUUUUCAGAGAGGGACGUUCCUUGAAUUACCUUUAGUCUCCAGGUGUGCAGAGUUUUUCUGUAAGUGGGCGGCAGGCCGGUCCCGGCUGUAGGGUAUCUCUGCCCCCUGUGGGCUUGGCCAUCUUCCAGAACGGCCGUGCCGUGAGAGCACCUGAGUGGGGACGGUGCCUCCAGGAAGUGCAGGCCUGCAGGUCGGAUCUGAAGCGGCACCUGGCCUCAUGCGCUGUGACGUAGCCUUGUCUUUGCUUUGGCCACGGUGGUUUCCAGAGUGUCAUUUACCGUUGGUGACCAUUCCUCACCCAUGGUGGGGGGGGGCCCUGGGAGAAGCGCUCCUCUCUGCCGUCUCUGUGGGGGAGUGUGGUGCCUGUUCCCCAGAGCCAGCCACUGUCCCUCAGCUCGGGAGGCACCGUGUCACGGUCCCCCUUCCCUGAGGGCCGGCUGGCUGGCUGCAGUCUCAGAGUGGCUCUGGCCCAGUUUGUGAUCAGUGAUGCGAGCAAUUUACGUACUUGUCUUAAUCGCAGGGUGGGCUGCAAGCAUAACCUCUAGAGGUGGCCUAGUCUGCUUACGACUGAGAGGGAUUUGACAGAGGCCUUCACCACCUUCAGCCCAGGAGUGCGUCCCCGCUGGGUUACUGUGGAGCCGUUAGUGCAGACUCACCUGCAGCCCGCGUGGGAGGGGAGGGAACAGUGUGUGUGCAACUUGCCAUUGUCGCUGCCCAGAGCGGUGAGGACCGGGCCUGGCUGGCAGAGCUUGGGCCUCUCUUCUUGGCUUAAGUGUCAUCAGCCCCUGAGGCCCGGUUCAUCCUUGGCGGAUCACGUCCUGUCACUUUUCCUCACAGACUGUAAGAGUUUUGCUAAGUCGUUCCGAUUGUUAGCCUCUCCCCACAAAUCACACGGCUCUGCUGCUAGUUCCCGGCCUCCGCGUGCAUCCGAGUCCUGAGGACCCAGGAACACCGUGAGCUCUGCAUCGGCGUCGGUCACCUCCCAGGCCUCGUGCGCCAGCCAAGCUGUCUGCCAGCCUGGGGCCAGGCAUCGGCGGCUGCGCUUCGGCCCGUCCCUUCUGUGGACUUCCUUUCUGUCCCUGCUUCCUGUCCCUGCUUCCUAUCCCUGCUCCACAUCAAAUAGCAGCGGGAAGGAGAGAGACCUGGGGGAUGAGCAGACCCGCGGCUCACCCCACGGGUAAGUCCCACCCGCUCUGCCCUGACACGGCUGCUUCCCCUCAAGUGCCUCACUCAUCAGGUGCCCGCCAGGCGCGCGGGACCACCGGCCUGACACUGAAAAUGGAAGGCUGUUCACUCGUUUCCUGUUGGAGAAUAUGCAGUGUCUGGGGAAGGGGGGCCGGGGGGGACUGGAUCUGGCCCUGCUUCCUCCUGCCCGCUCUGGUGCAGACACACACCCCGGCUUCACAUCCUUCUUGCUUGAUCGUGCAGGUGACCGGUUUCACAUGAAUCAUAUUUAUACCUUUUGUACGCUACAGAAAUAAAAGGGAUUUAUAUAAAAA